AUGACCCUGCAGGCGGCAUCGUGCUGGUACAGGGCGUGGGACAGCUCCUGGCGCGUGGUCUGCAGCUGCUGCCGCAGCGUGAAGCUGUGCAGCAUCACGGCAUCCUGCCGGGAAGCACCGGAGUCAGCCGGGGAACGCCGGGAGCCCAGCCCCGCGCCACGGCCCCCCGGCACUCACCCACUCGUCCUGCAGGGCUUUCAGGAUGGCCGGGAUGCUGGUGGCCGAGGGGGGUUUGGGGCGGAUCGGGUGCGCGACUGGAAGAAGGGCGGGCACAUCAUCCAUGGCCUCCAUAUCCCUCUGGAUCCCCGCGCUCCCACGCCCUGCCUUUAUCCCUCCCUUUCCCAACCUCCACAGCGGAACCGGGGUCCCCCAUUCAUUAACGACCCCGCCCCCCCCCCCUACCGCGGCCGCUCUCUCUCCGCACUCACUGGAGCAGAUGAGCGCCAUGGCGCAGGCCAGGCGGUCGCGGCGCUCCGGUUACGGCCCCGCUGCCCUUCCGAGGCUGUUUCCGGUUCUCCUUUCCGGUCCGGGGUCCCGGUUCCGGUUCCGGUUGGCGCGUGCGGCCCCCCCCGCGCCGCUCCCGAGCGCUCACGCGGGCGCCGCCGCCGGAACCGGAAGCGCUCCCGGCAUCCCCCGCGCUCCCCCCGCCGGCGGGAACGGCGCCUCCCGGCGUGCACCGCGCGCCGCCGCCCGCCUCCGGGUGUUGCCAUGGUGACCGCGUUCCCGGCAUGCACCGCGGCGGCCCCGGGGACUACAGCUCCCGGCGUGCCCCGCGGCGGAGCGGAGAUCGCAGGACCCAGGAUGGGGAGUGCCGUGGGGCACCAGGCCCUGCUGGCCCUGCUACUGUGGAUCCCGUUCCUCAUGGCAUCAGCGGGGGACGGAGGCAAGGAUGGCCAGGAGGGGGUCCGGGGACACGCCGCCACCUCCGAUGACCUGCUGCUCCGGCUGGGAAGAUCUGCUUGGGACACCCUGGAAAACUGGGUGGGACCCCAGCCCCUGCGGAUGGUGGCAGAGAGCCUCUCCGCUGUCCUCUGGAUCGUUUCCUCCGGGAUCUCGGCGGCCCUGAGCACGCUCUGUGGGAUCCUGGGGGAUCUCCUGGCUGCUUUCAGCAUCAAUGGCCACCAGCUGGUCCGAACAGCGGCGCUGGCUCCCGGAGAAGUACAGAGGGUGCUCCUGUGGGCAGUGGCCGCCCUGGUGGGAUCCUGGGUGCUAUCGCAGCUCCGAGGCCUGCUGCUCCCGCUGCUCCGCGGGGUGAAGGUUUUCCUUUUCCUCGCAGCCUUCCUGCACGUGGCCACUUCCCAGGAGAGCCCCACAGCGCAGGCGGGAAUGCUGCUGGGCCUGUGGGUGCUCUAUGCUCUGCUGGGCAGCCUGGUGGCGUCCCCGGAUCCCAGCUCCCGGCUGGAUGCGGCCGUGCGGAGCCUGGAGUGGAAGGUGGAGGAGCUGCGGCGGCGCCAGAAAUUCGGGGGGCCCCGGAACCGAGAGGAUUGAGUCCCCCUAAAGCUCUCCCAAAGCUUGGCUCCGUUAUCCCAAGCAUCCCAAGCAUGUGUCCCCCUGCACCCCCUCCUCUGCUUCCCAGUUCUCCCAGGGGUCCUGGGAGCCCCCAGUCCCUCUGGGAGCACCCCAAAAUCGGGGGCUGUGCCUCACCACAAGUGCCUUCACCCCAAAAGCCCCCACGAGCCUCAAAUCCGGGAGAAGAGCUCCCAUGUUCCCUGCUCGCCAGGAAUGUUGUCCCAGCCCAGCUGGCUCGGGGUGCAGAGGGGAUCGCAUUCCCCAUCCCGGGGCCUCUGCUCGUUUUAGGGUCCCCCCACUGUCAGGUUUUGGGUUUUAAGCUGCUUUUUAAACGGUUUUGAUAACGUGGUUUGGAAUAAAGACGGAUUUAUCCGG
Messenger RNA from Corvus hawaiiensis (hawaiian crow), 1884 nucleotides. It is a transcript of the gene TMEM109, whose product is annotated as transmembrane protein 109. The record is from RefSeq and is a predicted model, not a curated record. Gene Ontology annotation, biological process: intrinsic apoptotic signaling pathway in response to DNA damage by p53 class mediator; cellular response to gamma radiation. The transcript is spliced from 5 exons. Bases 1 to 1488 code for a protein of 495 amino acids. Lineage: Eukaryota; Metazoa; Chordata; Aves; Passeriformes; Corvidae.